Messenger RNA from Lontra canadensis (Northern American river otter), 895 nucleotides. RefSeq names its product phospholipase A and acyltransferase 3-like. The transcript has 5 exons. Gene Ontology annotation, molecular function: A2-type glycerophospholipase activity; glycerophospholipid phospholipase A1 activity. The record is from RefSeq and is a predicted model, not a curated record. NCBI's taxonomy places the organism in Eukaryota, Metazoa, Chordata, Mammalia, Carnivora, Mustelidae. The coding region runs from base 233 to 895 and encodes 220 amino acids. Gene Ontology annotation, cellular component: cytoplasm. Gene Ontology annotation, biological process: N-acylphosphatidylethanolamine metabolic process.
GGAACGCCGCGUGGGAGACGGAGAAAUUGGGGGAGGCGGGCGUAAACAAGUGAGGGGGCAGCCUGCCAGCAGCCGCGCCCCCUGGCACCCCGGGCCGCGAGCGCCACCAUGGGUAGGCGACAAUGAUCGUCCUCCCCGGGCUGCGCCGCCGCCUCUCAGGUGUCUGGCCUUCACACGGCGGCGGAUACACCCAACUCCAGCCUGGAAUUGAGGGUCCACAGGACGGAAAAAGAUGCGUGCGUCCAUGCCAGAGCCCAAGGUUGGAGACCUGAUUGAGAUCUUCCGCCCUUUCUACAGACACUGGGCCAUCUACGUUGGCGAUGGAUACGUGGUCCACCUGGCCCCGCCAAGCGAAGUUGCGGGAGCUGGCGCGGCCAGCAUCAUGUCCACCCUGACCGAGAAGGCCGUAGUGAAGAAGGAACUGCUGUGUGAUGUGGUUGGGAGAGACAAGUACCAGGUCAAUAACAAACAUGAUGAUAAGUACUCCCCACUGCCUCCCAGCAAAAUCGUCCAGCGGGCGGAGGAGCUGGUGGGGCGGGAGCUGCCCUAUUCGCUGCCCUGUGAGAACUGCGAACAUUUCGUGAAUGAGCUGCGCUACGGAGUCCGCCGCAGUGACCAGGUGCGUCCUCAGCCUCGUCCCCAUCCCCAGGAGCCAGACCAUUCCGUCAGCCGGCGGGGGAUGGGCAUCGGGCAUCUAGAAGGCAAAUGGAUGCCACGCUCGGGGUGGGGACGAGGGUGUGGAGACAGCAGGUCGGCCCCGUGGGCCAGCACAGCUGUGCACCAUGACCCACGAUCAAGGAAAACGCUGGGAACAAGAGCUUUCACGUGGAUCUCCCCGCCCCCGCCCCCCGCCCCCGACCCAGAACCGCUGCGGCUGCCACAAAGCCACGCCUGA